Molecule: messenger RNA, 938 nt
Organism: Anthonomus grandis grandis
Lineage: Eukaryota; Metazoa; Arthropoda; Insecta; Coleoptera; Curculionidae
Exons: 7
Coding region: 18-788 (256 amino acids)
Source: RefSeq, a predicted model, not a curated record
CAGAUUUCCCAUCAAAAAUGUGUCAAAUAACAAAAAACAAUAUUGCACUUCAAACCCAUAAAGGUCCCAAGUUUAAUACACAUUUGGUUGGGUUUAUGUUGAGUCCAUUCUACCCUUAUGUUCCCAUACUGCUUUGGAUUUUAUUAUGCCAUUGCCAUGCCAAAGAUCUUCUGCAGCUUUUCCGUCCAAAACCAGAUCUACCCAACGAGCUAAACGACUUUCUGACUGACGUACAGCACCACAAAGACGAUUUCGCCUUUAUACGUCACGUGGCAAAAAACCAAAGAAAAUACCAAAACAGCUAUUUGGAAAAUCAGCAUCUGUUCGGGGAGGAAAUCGACAAUCAGCUGACCGUGAAUCCAGAACGUGGUGAAAAUGCCCGGGAAAACGAUGUGGAUAAAGUGGGGCAGCUCCUACCGACCCCCUCGCCCCUAUUGGAGAGUUUCAGGCAGGAGCCUAACAGUUUAUUAAACUCGAAAUAUGGAAAUUUGAAUUUCGAUUUGGACGCUUUGACGCAGGACAAGUCUUUGAAGUCCCUGUUUCCUCAGCCUAGGUACAGCAAAUACCUGCAUAGCCCAAUAAGGUUCCGCAGGGAACUUGAGGACAACUAUUUAAACCAAAGGGUAAAAACCAACUCCGAGGGCAAAUACGGAAACAUCCGAAGGGAAGAACCCAAAUUCCCCGAUAACAAAUAUCAUACUGGUUAUGUUGUUGAUGAUCAUGAGGAAUAUGAUGAUUAUGAUGCUGAUGAGGGAAAAAAACAAACGGCAAGUGGAAAUAAACAUUAAGAGUGACGGUAAACUGGUAAAACACAUAGAAGAAAACGACGGCGGUCCAAAGUCGAUUAUCCUCAACAUCAAGUCGAAUAACCAGUAUCCUUCUAGCAUGGUGCAACAGACUCUAGCUGUAGCGACAGCAGCUCCUCAAAAACUAUCCUC